Pipistrellus kuhlii (Kuhl's pipistrelle) is the source of this 2220-nucleotide messenger RNA. RefSeq names its product granulin precursor (gene GRN). The record is from RefSeq and is a predicted model, not a curated record. Lineage: Eukaryota; Metazoa; Chordata; Mammalia; Chiroptera; Vespertilionidae. Gene Ontology annotation, cellular component: extracellular region. Bases 147 to 1913 code for a protein of 588 amino acids. Gene Ontology annotation, biological process: regulation of inflammatory response. The transcript is spliced from 13 exons.
CGACGAACAGCCAAUGGGAGCUCGACAACCCGGACACCUGACCAAUGGGAACUGAGGUGGGCGGGGUCAUCGCGCUGCAGGGCCCGGGUCCGUGAGCUACGGGAUUGCUGGUGCCCAGCGAGCGCGGAGCUGGACGCAGGUGGAUCAUGUGGACCCUGGUGAGCUUGGUGGCCUUAGUGUCAGGGCUGGCGGCUGGGACGCAGUGUCCAGAUGGUCAGCGCUGCCCUGUGGCCUGCUGCUUGGACCCAGGAGGAGCCAGCUACAGCUGCUGCAACCCCGUGGCAAGGGCCUCAGCUCAGGACGAGUGGCCCACAGCGCUCGGCAGGCGCCUGGGCAGGCCCUGCCAGGUGGAUGCCCACUGCUCUCCUGGCUACUCCUGCCUCUUCACUGUCUUGGGGACCUCCAGCUGCUGCCCCUUCCCGGAGGCUGUGUCGUGCGGGGAUGGCCGCCACUGCUGCCCCAGGGGCUUCCACUGCAGUGCGGACGGGCAGUCCUGCUUCCGGAGACCAGAUGCCAACCCCUUGGGUGCUGUCCAGUGCCCCGGCAGCCAGUUCGAGUGCCCCAACUCCUCCACGUGCUGCAUUAUGGCUGACGGCGCCUGGGGGUGCUGCCCCAUACCCCAGGCUACCUGCUGCGAAGACAAGGUGCACUGCUGCCCCCGGGGUACCACCUGCGACGUGGCCCAUACCCGCUGCCUCACGGCCACGGGCUCCCUCCCCCUGGCAAAGAAGGUCCCGGCCCGAAGGACUAACUCAGCAGGGGUCCUGUGCCCAGACGGACGGUCCCAGUGCCCUGACGGCUCCACCUGCUGCGAGAUGCCUAGUGGGGAGUACGGCUGCUGCCCAAUUCCGAAUGCCAUCUGCUGCCCCGACCACCUGCACUGCUGCCCCCAGGACACCGUGUGCGACCUGGCCCAGAGUAAGUGUCUCUCCCAGGAGAACACCACGGACCUCCUCACCAAGCUGCCGGCUCGCAGAGUGCAGGAGGUGAAGUGUGACACGGAGACCAGCUGCCCCGAGGACUACACCUGCUGCCGCCUCCCGACAGGAGCCUGGGGCUGCUGCCCGUUUGUCCAGGCUGUGUGCUGUGACGACCAUGUGCACUGCUGCCCGGCUGGGUUUACGUGCGACACCGAGAAGGGCACCUGCCAGCAGGCAGGCCGCCCGCUGCCCUGGCUGGAGCGGGCACCCGCCCGGCUCAGCCCGCCCGGCCCCCGCGCCGCGGGGAGCGAUGUGCCCUGUGAUGACGUCACCAGCUGCCCCGCCUCCACCACCUGCUGCCGCCUCUCGACUGGAGAGUGGGGCUGCUGCCCCGCCCCCGAGGCCGUCUGCUGCUCGGACCAGCAGCACUGCUGCCCCCACGGCUACGCGUGCGUGGCUGGGGGCCAGUGUCAGAGGGGGGACCGGAUGGUGGCGGGCCUGCGGAAGGUGCCCGCCUCCCGGGCUUCCUCGUCCCAGCGCAACGACACGGACUGUGACAAGCACACCAGCUGCCCCGUGGGGCAGACCUGCUGCCAAAGCCUGAGCAAGAGCUGGGCCUGCUGCCGGCUGCCCCACGCUGUGUGCUGCGAGGACCACCAGCACUGCUGCCCCAAUGGGUACACCUGCAACGUGAAGGCCCGGACCUGUGAGAAGGCGGUGGAUGCUGCCCACCUGCCCCUGGGCCUCCCUGUGGGCGUGGGGGACGUGGAGUGCGGUCAGGGGCACUUCUGCCACGAUAACCAGACCUGCUGCCGGGACAGCCGCGGGAGCUGGGCCUGCUGUCCCUACCGCCAGGGCAUCUGCUGCCCCGACCAGCGCCACUGCUGCCCCGCUGGCUUCCACUGCGGGGUCAGGGGCACCAAGUGCCUGCGCAGGGAGACGCUGCGCUGGGACGCUCCUCAGAGGGAUCCGGCCCCACGAGAGCUGCUGUGAGGAGACUGGGCACCAGACACUCCAACGCCCCCGGGACCCCGCGCAGAGGGUACCGCUGCUCAGGCCGCCUAUCACCUCUCCCCGACCACAUUCUCCUGGACUCUCCGUCGGAGUCCCCCAUCACUGAGGGGGGCCCCCAUCCAAGGCCUUCCCUGUCACUCGGGGAGCUGUGGCCAAAGCCACGUUACAAGCUGCCAUUCUCUCUCCCGGUUUCUACGGACCCUGUGGCCAGGUGCUCUUCCCUAUCCGCAGGUGUGUGUCUAUGUGUGUGCGUGUGUAUGUGUUCCAAUAAAGUUUGUACACUUUC